AUGGAGGAAGCGAAGGUGGAGAACAGAAUCCCUGAGGUGGAGAAUACAAUCGCGGAGAUCACAAGUACUACUCGCGGCAUUAAUACAGUUCCCACAAAAAAUGCUGUCUCACAAGAUCCAGAAAAGAACUUGAAUCAGCCUAACGCUGCUGAUGAAAUUGAAGAUAUACAAUAUGCCACUGGGAUCAAGUUAGCCACGCUUGUGUCCGCAGUAACCCUAACUGCUAUUCUCAUAACACUUGACGGGUCAAUACUUGCUACGGCAACCCCGAAAAUUACAGACCAGUUUCAUUCUCUUCCGGAUGUCGGAUGGUAUGGAGCUGCUUACUUGUUGACAAGCUCUGCUCUUCAGCCUGCUACGGGAAAGUUAUAUGCUCAUUUCAGUAUCAAGUACACUUACAUAGCCUUUAUUGGUAUUUUUGAACUUGGGUCGCUCAUAUGCGGUGUUGCUACCUCCUUUAAUAUGCUGAUAGUCGGAAGAGCAGUUGCUGGAAUGGGCAGUGCUGGGGUGGGAAAUGGUGCACUCACCAUAGUUUCUGCCAUGGUUCCUCUUGAAAAGAGAGCUUUGUAUAUUAGUAUCACAGGAUCAUUUGGUCAGUUGGGCGUUGUCUUCGGAACAUUGAUUGGAGGUGCCUUGACAGAAUAUACGACUUGGAGAUGGUGCUUCUACCUGAAUCUUCCCAUAGGCGGAUUCGCGGUUGCUGCUUUACUUUGGGUAGCAGUCCCCAAACUCAACAAGGAAGAUCAUAAGCGGAUGAAUCUCAUUUCUCUUUUUCAUGAGCUCGACAUCAUGGGCUGUCUCCUAUUCUCCCCAUCUAUGAUCAUGUUUCUCCUAGCUCUUCAAUGGGGCGGCUCGACAUAUCCUUGGAAUAGUGCAGUUAUCAUCGGCCUAUUCUGCGGAUCUGCUGGCAAUAUCGCUGUUUUCUUGAUCUGGGAAUACAAAAAGGGGUAUUCUGCGAUGAUCCCAUUCCAGAUGGUGAAGAAAAGAGUAAUUUAUUGCUGUGGUCUGAAUAUAUUCUUUCUCUAUGCAAAUAAUGUGGUAACAGCCUACUACCUUGCGAUUUAUUUUCAAGGUGUGCGAGGGAAGACACCAACAUUGAGUGGAGUUUACACGCUGCCGAGAAUCCUCGGCCAGAUGAUUUGUGGGAUUUUGGCUGGCUUUACCGUUAUCGGUACAGCCCUGGCAGCGGUUGGAUCCGGGUUGAUCAGUACAUUCACUAAAAAUACCAAUACUGGAACCUGGAUCGGAUAUCAAAUCAUUGCCGGCGUGGGGCGUGGUUUAUCUAUUCAAAUGCCUCUUGUAGCAGUCCAAACCAACGUGCCUGUAUCACAAAUCGCGGUUAGCAUGGCCUUCCUCAAAUUCUGUCAGAACUUCGGCGGAUCCCUAUUGCUCUCUUUUGCCGAAACGGCGUUUGAUAUUGGACUUGAUCAUGCUUUGCCGAAAUAUGCUCCCGGUGUUUCUGCUGCUACAGUUUCAUCGGCUGGUGUAUCAGGAAUACGAACAAUUAUACCACAGGACAAGGUGACUGGCGUGAUCAUGGCCUAUAUGGUUGGUGUUAAGGAGGUUUUCUAUGUAGUAGCUGGCACUACUGCUGUUGCUGUAGUUUUCGGUUGCGGGUUAGGGUGGAAGAGUGUAAAGAAAGCAAAGAACUCCGAGUCGGAUGAGCGUCAGGCUUCCAGGGCUUGA
This is a messenger RNA of Penicillium malachiteum, 1686 nucleotides long. Its product is annotated as MDR family MFS transporter. The coding region runs from base 1 to 1686 and encodes 561 amino acids. Gene Ontology annotation, molecular function: transmembrane transporter activity. The transcript has 9 exons. NCBI's taxonomy places the organism in Eukaryota, Fungi, Ascomycota, Eurotiomycetes, Eurotiales, Aspergillaceae. Gene Ontology annotation, biological process: transmembrane transport. The record is from RefSeq and is a predicted model, not a curated record.